Amblyraja radiata (thorny skate) is the source of this 1727-nucleotide messenger RNA. RefSeq names its product triokinase/FMN cyclase-like. Bases 191 to 1687 code for a protein of 498 amino acids. Gene Ontology annotation, molecular function: glycerone kinase activity. The transcript is spliced from 14 exons. Gene Ontology annotation, biological process: glycerol catabolic process. Gene Ontology annotation, cellular component: cytosol. Lineage: Eukaryota; Metazoa; Chordata; Chondrichthyes; Rajiformes; Rajidae. The record is from RefSeq and is a predicted model, not a curated record.
UUGGCCGAGAGUGGGGUGGGGUGGGGCAACGCCCGCUUCCACCUUCUCGCACCCUCCCCGCGGAGAAUAAACGGUGCAGCGUUCCAGCACCAACCGUCGCGGCGUUCGAGCGCGAAAACCUCGCGCUCCUCGUGAGGGUCAGAGUCGUCGCUGGGCUCAGUUUGGCUGUGGUGCUCUCCGGGUCUGAACGAUGCACCAUUCAAAGAAACUUAUAAAUUCUGUGGAGCAUUGUGUGGAUGAUGCGUUGAACGGGCUUGUGGCUUGGAAUGUAGGAAUGCAGCUGGUGGAGGGUUAUCGUAUAGUCGUCAGGUCUGACUUGGACAACAUCAAAGGCAAAGUGGCUGUGUUGUCUGGAGGAGGUUCUGGACAUGAACCAACUCAUGCAGGAUAUGUUGGAGCAGGGAUGUUGUCUGGCUGUAUUGCUGGGGAUGUCUUCACUUCUCCACCAACUGGGAAUAUUUCAGCAGCGAUCCGAGCUAUGGCCAGAGCAGGUGCAGCUGGUGUGUUACUGAUUUUCAAUAACUACACGGGAGACCAACUUAACUUCGGCUUAGCCCUUGAGGAAAUGAAAAUAGAAAGAAUUUCUGUGGAGAUGAUUACUGUAGGAGAUGACUGUGCCUUCACCACGCAAAGGAAGACUGGGAGGAGGGGUUUGUGUGGUGCAAUACUUAUGCUCAAAAUAGCUGGGGCCAUGUCUGAAAUGGGAAUGUCACUGGACGAAAUUGUGCUGAAGCUAAAGUCCACUUUAAGUAAAGUAGGUACACUGGGAAUCUGUCUAUCACCUUGCAGUGUCCCUGGAUCUAAGCCAACUUUCAAUUUGGAAAUGGAUGAACUGGAACUUGGAAUGGGUAUCCGUGGAGAAAUUGGAAUUGAGCGGAUAAAGAUAAUGCCAGCUGAUGAAAUAAUACAAAAAAUGAUUGAUCAUAUGACAAAUCCCACUAAUGAGUCGCAUCUGCGUAUUCAAGCUGGGGAUCAUAUUGUUCUGAUAGUGAACAAUCUUGGAGGGUUGUCCUGCCUUGAAUUGAACAUUGUGGCCGGUUCUGCAAUUAAAUAUCUGGAGAGUAAACAGGUCUUUAUUGAAAGGGCCUAUGUAGGGUCGUAUACAACGUCAUUGGAAAUGGGAGGAACCUCUUUGUCCAUGAUGCAUGUGGAUCCAGAAUUGUUGAAACUUCUGGACAUGCCUACUUCAGCCCCCGGUUGGGCCAAUGUAUCAAGACGUAAUCUGGUACGGAAAUGUAGGACUCUGAGUGUCCCACACUUGGAACCUGACCAUAGAGAUACCCCUCCUGGAUCAGGCCCUUUCGUGGAUAAGGUACGGUCUAUCCUGGAUAUGGUCUGCACCACUCUGCUUCAGAUGGAAGAGGAAUUGAAUGAACUGGAUCGGGAAGCAGGAGAUGGCGAUUGUGGAAGUACACAUGUAAGGGCAGCUCACGCCAUCAAGAACCUGCUGGCAUCUGAUGCAAUUCCUGGCUAUGGUCAUCAGCUCCUAUUGUGCCUCGGGAGAUUGAUUCGAGAUCAUAUGGGCGGGACUUCAGGUGCGCUGUACAGUAUUGCCUUGAUGGCAGCAGCACCAAAUGUGAAAAAUAACAACAAACCUUCUGCCUGGGCAUUGGCAUUGGAUUCUGCGAUUGGAGCGUUGAAAAGGUCAGUGGGCGCACAUUCAGUUCAAAGGGUUCAAAACAAGUAAAUUACAUUGGUAAAGUGAAAAGGGUAAAUGGUUGUAGGAA